AUGAGUGUCCGGAACCCAUCCAGACUCCUGGACCUGGCAGGAAAGCACCUGCUGAGGGAUGAUGCUUUGGCCUUUUCUGUUCUGGAGGAUCUGCCCACAGAGCUCUUCCCACCCCUCUUCAUGGAGGCAUUCCACAGGAGACACAUCAAGACCCUGAAGGCCAUGGUGCAAGCCUGGCCCUUUGUCCGCCUGCCUCUGGGAGGCUUGAUUGACAUGCCUCAUAUGGGGCCUUUACAAGCAGUGCUGGAAGCACUUGAUGGUUUGCUGACCCAGAAGGUUCGUUCCAGGAGGUGCAAACUGCGGGUGCUAGAUUUACGGAAUACUGGCCAGAACUUCUGGAGCAUGUGGUCUGGAGCCAGCAGUUAUGAGUGCUCAAGCUCAAGAAUGACACCAGUGGCUGAGCAGGGCUCAAUGGCAAAGCAGCACUUGGCUCCACUGAAGAUUUUUAUAGACCUUUGCCUAAAGAAAAGGACCCUAGAUAACUUUCUCACCUACCUUCUUAGGUGGGUGGAGCAGAGAAAAGCCUCUGUACAUCUCUGCUGUAAGAAGCUGAAGAUCUCUGCAAUGCCAAUGGACAAUAUUGUGAAGGUCCUGAGCAUGGUGCAGCUGGACUGUAUCCAGGAGGUGCAAGUGAAUUGGAUUUGGCAUCUGUCCACCCUGGCCACAUUUGCCUCUCUCCUGGGAAAGAUGAGUAACUUGCAGAGACUCCGUCUCUCCCCCAUCCACCUGUCUGCCUUCACAGAGCAGGAACAGGAUCACCUUGCCCAAAUCACCUCUCAGUUCCUGAGGCUUGGUCACCUCCAGGAUCUCCAUCUGGACUAUCCCUCCUUCCUUGAAGGCUGCCUAGACCAGAUGCUCAGGUGCCUGAAGUCCCCCUUGGACAACCUGUCAAUAACCAACUGCUGGCUUACAGAAUCAGACUUGACCCACCUGUCCCAGAGCCCAAACAUCAGUCAGCUAAAGGGCCUAGAUCUGAGUGGUGUCACCAUGACUGACUUUAAUCCUGAGCUCCUCCGCGUUCUGCUAGAGAAAGUUGAAGCCACCCUCCAGGAACUGGACUUAGAUCUGUGUGGGAUCAAUGACUCCCAACUAGAGGCCAUCUUGCCUGCCCUGAGCCGCUGCUCCCGGCUCAGGUACUUCAGCCUGUGUGAGAACUUCCUGUCCAUGGCUGUUAUGGAGAAGCUGCUGCGACACACCACUGGACUGCCCUGCUUAACGCAAGAGCAUUAUCCUGCCCCUCAGGAGAGUUACAGAUCUCAGGGUGUUCUCCUGGAAGUAAGACUUGCCCAGCUUCCGGCUCAGCUGUUGGAGAUUCUGAGAGACUUAGGAUGUCCCAGGGUCAUCUGGAUUAGUCCCAGCCCCUGUCUUCACUGUGAGGGGCUGAUGAAGAGGCCUCACCGAGAAACCUUAGAAGCAGUGCUGGAUGAACUUGAUGUCCUGCUGACCCAGGAGGUUCACCCCAGGAAGUGCAAACUGCGGGUGCUGGACUUGAGAAAUACUGGCCAGGACUUCUGGAACAUGUGGUCUGGAGACAUUGUCCAGGUGUUCUCAAGCUCAUUAGAAGAACAAGUGGCUAAGAAUAGGCCAAGAACACAGUGGACUUUGGCUCCCUUGAAGGUAUUCAUAGAACUUCACAUCAAUGGAAGGACCAUGGAUGGAUUCCUUGCUUACCUCAUGAGAUGGGUGGAGGAGAGGAAAGCUUCCAUACACCUGUGUUGUAAGAAACUAAAGAUAGAGUCAAUGCCCAGAGACAGUAUUAUGAAGAUCCUGAAUAUGGUGCAGCUGAACUGUGUUGAGGAGGUGCGAGUAAAUUGCACCUGGCGUCUGUCCAGCCUGGCUGUGUUUGCUCCUCUCCUGGGCCAGAUGAGCAAUAUGCUCAGGUGCCUGACAAACCCCUUGGAAACCCUUGGAAUAACUCACUGCCUCCUUACGAAUUCAGACUUGACCCAUCUUUCCCAGUGUCCGAAUAUCAGUCAGCUAAAGGGCCUGAAUCUGAGUGGUGUCACCCUGACCUACUCUAG
Messenger RNA from Rangifer tarandus platyrhynchus (Svalbard reindeer), 2021 nucleotides. Lineage: Eukaryota; Metazoa; Chordata; Mammalia; Artiodactyla; Cervidae. The record is from the annotation of a GenBank genome assembly.